UUGUCCUCAGUAGCGCGCCGUACGGCCAUAAACAUAAACAUGGCCGCUCAGCAGCAGCCGCAGCCGCCUCCGCAACAGCAGGUUGUCGGUUCGAUGCCGCAACCUGGAUUACAGCAAACUGCCUCGAUACAACAACAGCUAAGUCAGCAGCAGGACUUUGAUCCAGUGCACAAGUUUAAAAUGCUGAUUCCGCAGCUGAAGGAGAGUCUGCAGAAUGUAAUGAAGAUUGCGUCCCUGAAUUUUGCCCAUAACUCAGGAAUAGACAACGGCAUUAAAAGCAGCGAUACCACUGUGCAGCGUUUUGACAAAAGUCUGGAGGAGUUUUACGCCCUGUGUGACCAGCUGGAGCUGUGUUUGCGGCUGGCCCACGAGUGUCUCUCUCAGAGCAUCGACAGUGCCAAACAUUCACCCAAUCUGGUCCCAACAGCCACCAAACCAGACACGGUGCAGACUGAGUCCAUGUCUUACGCUCAGUACCUCGGCAUGAUUAAAUCUCAGAUCUCGUGUGCCAAAGGCAUCCACGAUGCUCUGCUGGACUGUUCCAACAAGAUCGCAGGAAAGGUGCAGCCUCAGGGGAUGGUAUAGUCUUUCAGUUUCCACUGUGUUUUGACAAACAUGGUGUCACAUUUAAAACUGUUUCAUAUUGAAGUGCACAACAUGUACUACAGCUGUGUGUGUUGGUUCCUUGUAAAUACUCCAAGAAUGUGUUAUGUUGUAAAAAUACCAGCAGGUGGUGUAAGAGUUGCAUGUGUCAGCUCGGUAUUCAGCAGAGUUUUUGUAUUUUAUUUGUAUUGAUUUAUUAAAAGGUUUGCACUAAU
Molecule: messenger RNA, 818 nt
Organism: Thalassophryne amazonica
Lineage: Eukaryota; Metazoa; Chordata; Actinopteri; Batrachoidiformes; Batrachoididae
Gene: med29
Product: mediator complex subunit 29
Exons: 4
Coding region: 40-585 (181 amino acids)
Biological process (GO): regulation of transcription by RNA polymerase II
Cellular component (GO): mediator complex
Molecular function (GO): transcription factor binding; transcription coregulator activity
Source: RefSeq, a predicted model, not a curated record